CCUCAAUGGCAGUCCCAUAAUGGUGUAUAAAAGGGGUGCAUUGCCAAGAUUAAGAUACACCAAUCAAAAGCUUGAAAUAAGUAUGGAAACUAAAAUCUUGCUUGUACUAGGAAUACUAGGGUUGCUUGCAGUGGGCUCACUGGAGCCUACUGAGUCUACAGAUACUCCUUCUACUCCAGUUAUUGCGUUUGAUGGUAGUUAUUUCCCGAAAGAUUUCAUGUGGGGAGUGGCUACAUCAGCUUAUCAGACCGAAGGUGCAGCAAACCAACAUGGUAGAGGACCUAGUACUUGGGAUACAUUUGCGCACGAGUUCCCAGAAAGGAUCGACGACGGGAGCAAUGGAGAUGUUGCAGUCAACUAUUAUGCUUACUACAAGGAGGACCUGGCAAGAAUGAAGAACGAUUUGGGUGUCGAUGCUUUUAGAUUCUCUAUUUCAUGGCCAAGAAUAAUACCCAGUGGGACAUUAAGAGAAGGAGUCAACGAGGAAGGGAUCGCGUUUUAUAAUAGUGUUAUCGAUGAAGCUUUAAGACUUGGCUUGAUACCAUUCGUGACUCUCUUUCAUUGGGAUGUUCCUCAAGCCCUUGAAGAUAAAUACGGUGGCUUUAGAAGUCCUAACAUUAUAGCUGAUUUUGAGGAUUAUGCAAAACUUUGCUACGAAAGAUUCGGAGAUAGAGUGAAGCAUUGGCUAACUAUUAACGAACCAUACGUUUUUACUGUUCAUGGCUACGAAAUUGGCGGUUUGGCCCCAGGCCGAUGCUCAUCUUGGGUAAAUAGAGCUUGCCAAGAAGGAGACUCAGGAACUGAACCUUAUAUCGUAGGUCAUCAUGUGCUCCUUGCUCAUGCAGUGGCUUACCGAGCAUAUAAGGCUAUGGGUCAAGAUGGCGAGAUUGGAAUAACACUAGAUCUAACAUGGCCCGAACCUUAUGACUUCAGUGUCGCAGCCGAUCGUGCAGCUGCCCAAAGGAACCUUGAUUUCGCUUUUGGUUGGUUUAUGGAUCCCUUGGUGUAUGGUUAUUAUCCAAGAAUAAUGCAACAAUUGGUUACUGGAAAUAGAUUGCCUGAAUUCACCAAGAAAGAAAUUGUCUCGUUGAAGGGAUCAUAUGAUUUUAUCGGCAUCAACUACUACACUGCAAAUUAUGCUUCUCCCAAUACUUCAGCUCCUUCUGAUCCAACUCAUAUUAGAUAUGCAACUGAUGGACAUUAUAAUUUGACAAAAUACAGAGAGGGCAAACCCAUUGGCGAACAAGUUUCUCCAUCUUGGUUGUAUGUGUUCCCAGAAGGACUUCGAUAUGUUUUGAACUAUACCAAAGACGCGUACAAAAAUCCAAUUAUUUACGUUACAGAAAAUGGAAUCGGUGACAAUAACGCUCUCUCCCCCGAAGAAACCGUAAACGAUACAUGGAGGAUUAACUAUUUUAAAAGCCAUGUUUGGAAUGUGCUUAAAUCCAUUUGUGAUCAUGGUGUUAAUGUGAAAGGCUACUUUGCUUGGUCAUUUAUCGACAACUACGAAUGGUCAAAUGGAUACACUGUUAGAAUGGGACUGUACGGUGUGGAUAGGGCAAAAAGUCUAGAUAGGUUCCCGAAAAAUUCGGUUGCUUGGUGGAAGGAGUUUUUGAGCAAGAAACCAUCCUCUGACGGACCCAAAUGCAUAAGUCCUAAAAAGAAGACAUCCAUUGAUGACGAGCUGUAGUAUUUCAAGUGUAUUGACCUAAUGGAAUUGUCUUCGAACACCAUUUUAGGGAAGCUAUCUAUGUUUUCCAAAUAAUCUACCGUUAUUUCCAAUAAAGAAACCUUCUUUGAGGGCUAAUUUGGUCUUUUAUAUUUAUGUUAGUUUUAAAUAUAUGUUGCUCAAGUUUUUGUUGCUUAGCUAUUUCAAUAAAAAUAAUAGAAGCAUUUUCUA
Messenger RNA from Mercurialis annua (annual mercury), 1900 nucleotides. Its product is annotated as beta-glucosidase 12-like. The transcript has 13 exons. NCBI's taxonomy places the organism in Eukaryota, Viridiplantae, Streptophyta, Magnoliopsida, Malpighiales, Euphorbiaceae. The coding region runs from base 20 to 1690 and encodes 556 amino acids. Gene Ontology annotation, biological process: carbohydrate metabolic process. Gene Ontology annotation, molecular function: beta-glucosidase activity. The record is from RefSeq and is a predicted model, not a curated record.